Molecule: messenger RNA, 378 nt
Organism: Triticum dicoccoides
Lineage: Eukaryota; Viridiplantae; Streptophyta; Magnoliopsida; Poales; Poaceae
Product: agamous-like MADS-box protein AGL16
Exons: 4
Biological process (GO): regulation of DNA-templated transcription
Cellular component (GO): nucleus
Molecular function (GO): DNA-binding transcription factor activity
Source: RefSeq, a predicted model, not a curated record
GCAAUUGUUGGGACAACAUUUAUCUGGCUUAGGUUUGGAAGACUUAAGUGGUUUAGAGAAGCAACUAGAAACGAGCCUGCAUAACAUUCGACUAGCAAAGGACCAACUUACGAUUGAUGAAAUUGAAGAGUUCAAUAAGAAGGGAAACCUCGUACACCAAGAAAAUGUUGAGCUGCACAAGGAACUAAAUAUCAUUCAUCAAGAGAAUAUAUAUUUGCAAAGCAAGCUAAAUGGGCAGCGAGAAGCAAAUGGGGCGAUUACAAGUUCUUCUAGCCAGUGCAGCAUUGCUGCUCGAGAUGGUGCAAAUCUAGUUCGUUUGGAACUCAGCAAACCACAUCAUGCGGAAAAGGAUGAGGAACCAGAAUCAGCAAGACUGGG